This is a messenger RNA of Echinops telfairi (small Madagascar hedgehog), 2306 nucleotides long. Its product is annotated as reversion-inducing cysteine-rich protein with Kazal motifs-like. The record is from RefSeq and is a predicted model, not a curated record. Gene Ontology annotation, molecular function: metalloendopeptidase inhibitor activity; protein binding. NCBI's taxonomy places the organism in Eukaryota, Metazoa, Chordata, Mammalia, Afrosoricida, Tenrecidae. The annotation marks the transcript as partial. Gene Ontology annotation, biological process: blood vessel maturation; sprouting angiogenesis; extracellular matrix organization. The transcript is spliced from 5 exons. Gene Ontology annotation, cellular component: plasma membrane.
UGCUGGACUCCCUGCUGUUUCCGAUCUGUCCCCUGCUUCCAAGCGCAGGGCUUGGCUGGCCCCACCACAGCCCGCUCCCUCCAAGGGCACAUGGUGCUACGUUGGUGUUUUGCAGAUGCAUACCGAAGCCACAGGUCUGCCUGACAACUUUGGACAAAUUUGGAUGCAACCAAUACGAGUGUGUGCCACGACAGUUCACCUGUGACCAGGCCCGCGAUCCUGUCUGUGACACCGACCACACGGAGCACAACAAUCUCUGCACUCUGUACCAGCGAGGAAAGAGGCUGUCUUACAAAGGCCUGUGCCGGUCCUUCUGCAGAGCUGCGGAGCCCGUGUGCGGGCACAACGGCGAGACCUACAGCAGUGUGUGUGCUGCCUACUCGGACCGGGUGGCCGUCGAUUACCACGGACCCUGCCAGGCCGUCGGGGUCCUCGCGGAGUACGGUUCUCUUGCCGAGUGUGCUGCUGUGAAGUGUCCUCCGCUCUCAGGGACCGGGUGCAAACCCGUCAUCCCCCCGGGAGCCUGUUGCCCCUUAUGUGCCGGCAUGCUGCGCGUCCUAUUCGACAGGGAGAAGCUGGACGCUAUUGCUAAGGUAACAAGCAAAAAGCCAAUAACGAUUCUGGAAAUACUUCAGAAAAUCCGCAUGCACGUGUCUGUCCCACAGUGCGAUGUGUUUGGGUACUUCAGCAUUGAAUCUGAAAUUGUGAUCCUGAUCAUUCCGGUCGAUCAUUACCCCAAAGCUCUACAGAUUGAGGCGUGCAACAAAGAAGCAGAGAAGAUUGAAUCCCUCAUCAAUUCCGACAGCCCGACCCUGGCGUCCCAUGUGCCUCUGUCUGCCCUCAUCAUCUCCCAGGUGCAGGUCUCCAGCAGCGUGCCAUCGGCCAGCCCCCGCGCCAGACCUCCGCACGGCGCCCGCCUCCUCCUCCUCUGCAGCCUGGCGCUGGCCUUGCCCUCGCUCUGGAGACACAACUGAGUGCCCACGGAGGGUGCAGAAUGCCUCUCACCCAAACUUUUCUGCUGGCGAAGGCCUUCAGGACUGCCGGGGUGUGGCUGAGCCCCGUGGCCAAGGAAGCGCACACGUCACCUCUGAGCACCGCACAGUGUUUCUCCCAGUGUUCAUGGGGUCGGAGUGGAUCGGGGUUCGGCCAAUGUGACAUUGCAUCCUUCCAAGCACCAGCGUCUCCCGUGGACCCAUUGGCUGGGCCCUCUGCCCGGAAAGAAAGUCAGGGCCACCGAGGCACGAGGCCUUUGUUCACCGGCUAGGAAGCUAGCUGACUUCAUGAAGGGGUUCAGGCCACAGAAACCCCAUUUCCGUUUCUGUCAGUAUGAAGGUUCCCCUGGGUGUUUGUGUCUGGUUACAGGAAAUUACCUACUCGAUCCAGAAGCGAGGGGCUGCUGCGAUUGGAGUAGGAAAUGAAGAGCAUCGUUGCAAGUACCAUCGGUCCGACUGUAGUUACAAAUCCGCCAUUCAGGAACCUCCCUCCCCUCUCGCAUCCAUCAGAAAGGAGCAGCGUCAGAAGCGCCCACGUAGUUCUGUGUUCUCGGGGACUCACGAUGUGUGCCACCCGGUGACUUUCAGGACAGGGAGCAGUUUCGCUGCCUCAAAGCAUUGCGCAUUAUGCAAUUUUUUUAUUAGGCAAAUAUAUCUAUUCUUAGGUAUUCAUCCGAGUUGAAGUUAAGAGUUUUUAAGCGUCAGUCUUUAAACCAAUUGCUGCUACUUAUAUACAGAGCCCCCUCCAAAAUAAAAUCAUUGUAGUUCAUGUAAAUAAUACAUGACUUUUCUAUUUUCUUAUGAGGAAGGUGAAUAGCCAUAUUUGUAAAACGACAAUCACGUGUGUUAACACAGUCCUUUCCGUUCAUAAAGACACAUUUGCUUUUUGUGAUAUGCACAAUGUAGAUAAGUGUUCUGUCAGACGUUUUUAUAUAGAAUUAUAAAGAAUUAUGAUUUAUAUAUUUAAAAGUGCCAAUUUAAGUAUUAAAAUGGUUGCAUGUUGUCGAAGAACUUAAAUACUUUGAAUGUUUCACAGUUUGAAAUAAGCUAUUCAAUGUAAUACUUCUUGUUUGUAUGCACCUGAACUUAGAUUUUACAUGAAGUGUUUUUUUCAGUAUUAUAAUAUGUACCUUCUGAAAUACAUGGUGAGAUGCUGAUUAUACCAAAACGUUGUUGCAAAGUGGGCACUUAAAGGUUCCAAAUUAUCUCAAUGCUGAUAUAGCAUGUUUGUUGCAAUUUUUUUUUCUGUAUAAAUGUAUCAAUGCAAUAUACUGGAAAACUUUUCUAUUUUAAUAAAAUAAUUUUAUAUUAUCA